Messenger RNA from Dufourea novaeangliae, 1916 nucleotides. It is a transcript of the gene stai, whose product is annotated as ribonuclease Y. Bases 159 to 1055 code for a protein of 298 amino acids. Gene Ontology annotation, cellular component: neuron projection; cytoplasm. Gene Ontology annotation, molecular function: tubulin binding. The record is from RefSeq and is a predicted model, not a curated record. The transcript is spliced from 6 exons. Lineage: Eukaryota; Metazoa; Arthropoda; Insecta; Hymenoptera; Halictidae. Gene Ontology annotation, biological process: regulation of microtubule polymerization or depolymerization; microtubule depolymerization; neuron projection development.
UUGUCCGCAUUUUUUCGGUUCCACUCCCCCCUGUUAGUAGUCCUUGGUGCUUUUUGGAGGGCGUUUUUUUAAAAAAAAAAAAAAAAGUUCUACACCUUUCACGGAUAAUUCCGCCGGGGAAGGUCAUAGUUCGACGACGCAACCACGCAAGAAACAACAUGCUGAUCGGUCUCGUGCGCGACUCAGUGCUGCAGUGCUUCUGUCACAGCUGCAAGGCACCCUUGGGCCUCGUAGCGGGGGAUAGGAGGGGCAACGCGCCCUUCAAGAAGCCCAGCGGCAAAGGAAAGCCGCGGACCAAGCAGCCGAAGAAAGUGAAGUUCAUCACGACCGAGAUCCGAUGCCAGGAGAAGUCGAAGGGUGGCCUGUGCUACGAGGUGAUCCUGGCGGAGCCAACGGUCCCGAAGAGGGCACCGUCCCCACCGCAGACCAACCCGACUCAACAAGUCGCGAUCGAAGACAAGCUUCGCGCCGCGGAGGAGAGAAGACUUUCAUUGGAGGCCCAUAAGCUCGCCGCUCUUGCCGCUAAGCUGAGCAAAAUCGAAGAGGCAGCCCGCAAAAAGGACGAGCUAAGCGCUGCUUUCAUCGCGGCGACUCGCGAAUCAUUGGACGCGAAGAUGAACAACACCGAGGAGAAACGAGAGGCGCACAUCGCGGAACUGAAGAGCAAGCUGAAAGAACACUUGGAGAGCGUGGAGAAGACUCGUCUGAGUCUCGAACAACAGACCGAGGAGGUUCGUUGCGCCGUUGAAGAGAAACUGAAGACCGCUGCUGCUCAACGCGAUGAGAAUAUCAAGAGGAUGCUGGAUCGCCUGAAGGAACAUGAAGUACAAGCUGCUCGCGUUCGUCAAGCAAUGAGCGAGCGUGUGCAGCAACUGGAGAGCCAAAUCCAAGGGAAAUUGGACCAGGCCCGUGAACGCCGUGAGAACAUGGAACAGGAACUGAAGGAGAAACUCCGUAAUCAUGAAAGGCGCGCCGAAUUGGUGAGACAGAACAAGGCGGCACUGUCCGAGCAGUCUGCCCUGCCCGCUGAAAAGGAGACCGCCAGCUCUGGAUAAACAGAAGGAUCGUACUCGAUCGCGAUCCUCGUUAAUAAUAUAUCUUUUCAUCGUUGCGAAAUCGAGGAAAGAGGAAAGCGGGUCUUGACCGCAGAGGCUUGCAGUGUCACUCUCGCUGAACACAGGUCAUCGGAGUUGCUACGUAUUUAAAUUUCGGAAUAAAAAUCCAGAGAGGGGGGAGUCGCGCUCGCUGUGCUUGACGAGGGUCCGUUACGCUUUGUGCCAUUUUCGUUCGCUGGAUGAAACAAAAAUACAAAAAAAGAAAAAACAGAUCAUUUUCAGAGGGGAACUCGCAAGCGAUUUAUAGUAGCCAGAGAGAUUUGCAAUUUUAACGAUUAUCAUUUUGAUCACCGGUGGUGUUUUGGGAGGUUGAAACGUUCGAUUAGAUAAAAAAAAGGGAGAGAAGUGAUCCGGGGAAGACGUUCCACCGACGAACUUGUCUUCUCCGAUUUCUUUCUCUUUCAUUAUCUGCCACUUUGUACUCGUGCAACAAAAAAUCACUGCCUUCGUCUAACUACACACCCGUUUGUUUUUUAUAAGGGAGGGGUGGUAUAAAAAGGUGUACACAAAUAUAUUAUACACGUACUAGCCUCGAUUUAGGACAGGACGUGUGUAAUAUUAUUCUUCAGGUCUAACGUGCCUACCACUUACACGAUUGUGGAUCUUCUACGAGAUGGCAUUAAAACGAAUAACUUCUCUGUGUUUUGUGAUUGAUUGUGUAUGUUGGACUCACUGAUAUUUUAAGACUUUUUUUUAUAACACGCUUUUUUUUCAGUAUAUAUAUAUAUAUUACAUUUCUUUUUUACAAUGGCUAUGGUUUUGUUGUUAUCUUAAGUACCCGAUCGAGGAAUCAUUUAUAUG